UUCGUCCGGCAACAGCCACUAUUCAAAAAUGUCUGCUGCCAGGGGUAUGUGGUGCUCGCUUCUUCGUCUAGGAAAAUCGACAAGAGGACUGCCAUGCAGGCUGUCGAUAAGAAAUUGCGCUUACUAUCCAGUACAAGAUGUUAUGUAUGGCCUAAGCCCCGAACAAAAAGAGCUCCGGGAAGCAGCAUUCAACUUUGCCCAGAAAGAGCUUGCACCACAUGCAAAAGACAUCGACAAGAACAAUCAUUUUCCAGGUUUUCGGGAAUUUUGGAAAAAGCUUGGUGACAUGGGUUUCAUGGGUGUGACCGUCCCAGUGGAGUAUGGUGGCCUUGGUGCAGGUUACUUGGACCACUGCAUCAUCAAUGAAGAACUUAGCCGUGCUUGUGCUGCUAUUGCACUCAGUUAUGGUGCCCACUCCAACCUGUGCAUCAAUCAGAUCUAUCGUAAUGGCACCGAGGAACAUAAAAAGAAGUAUCUUCCAAAGCUGAUAAGUGGAGAGUAUGUGGGAUCACUAGCCAUGAGUGAAGCUGGUUCUGGAUCUGAUGUGGCAUCUAUGAGUCUCACUGCUGUGAGGGAUGGUGACCACUACAUCCUAAAUGGCACUAAGUUCUGGAUAACGAAUGGUGCGAUUGCUGAUGUUGUGUUUGUCUACGCCCGCACCAAUCCACUUGCAGAUAAGCCCCAGCAUGGCAUUAGUGCAUUCAUUGUUGAAAAGAACACUCCUGGCUUCAGUGUAGGGCAGAAGCUGGACAAGUUAGGAAUGCGGGGCUCUCCAACAAGUGAACUCGUUUUUGAAGACUGCAAGAUCCCUGCUAAGAACCUGGUUGGUGAGCUGAAUAAGGGCAUGUAUGUCCUGAUGAGUGGCCUGGAUUUCGAGCGCUUGGUUCUGGCUGCUGGACCAGUUGGCAUAAUGCAGGCAUGCUGCGAUGUUGCCUUUGACUAUGUCCACACCCGCAAGCAAUUUGGUCAGCCAAUUGGAACUUUUCAGCUCCUGCAAGGCAAGAUAGCUGACAUGUACACAACACUCAACGCUUGUCGCUCAUACCUGUACAGUACAGCCAGGGCUGUGGAUCAGGGGCACGUCCUGUCCAAGGAUUGUGCAGGGGUCAUCCUAUACUGUGCAGAGAAAGCAACACAAGUGGCUCUAGAGGCCAUUCAGUGCUUAGGCGGAAAUGGCUACAUCAAUGACUACCCGACUGGCCGGCUACUUCGCGAUGCCAAGCUCUUCGAAAUUGGCGCAGGAACUAGUGAAAUUCGCCGACUUAUCAUUGGCCGGACCAUCAACCAGGAGUACAAAUGAGGUCUGAUACCAUGUUCCCUUCAUCAUGACUCUUCAUAUAUGUUAUGUGCUGUUCUGAACCUGGUGAAAGCGCUGUUUUGGUUUUUAUUAUCAAUACUGAUACAAGGAAGCAAACAUUAUAAGCAACCAUACCUUUAUGAAAUGCUUGUUCCAUACUUUUAUGUGCUUCUAAACACAAUUUUUUAGAGUAUCUAUGCUUCCUGUGGGCCACUUUCUUUACAAGUUAUUGUGAGGCUUUCAGUGUAAUUUGUUUAGCAUGUAAGCUUUAAACAUUUUGUUCGCAUUAUCAUGUAUGGCACAUGAGCCCUCUCUGUCAGAAAUGUUGCAAGUAAAAAAUAUGUGCCAUCUUGCAUUUAGAAUGACACUGUCAGUGCUUGUCUGCAACGUAAUUGGGCAUUGCAUACAAGGCUCUUAAGUGGUGGAUGCUAAUAGCAAAUUGUUCUUUUCUUGAAGUGCUCGCAUAUUUGUCUUUUUUCCUUUUGUGACUGAUCACUGGUGUUUUGUAACAAUUGAGUUUGGUUGUGUAGAUGCCACUCAAGUGAUACCUAGUACUACGGUUCAUACUGAGACUUGCAUUUACAUCUGCACAUUAGAAUAGUUAAUGUGUAAUUUAUUCCCAAUUACAUUUUGAGGCAAGGUCACAUUUUCCUUGCUCAAGUUCUUGUAUACUCGUAUUUAUGAGUGUAGAAAUAUUUUGAGUCGUUUGCUCUGGCAGGUCAGCAAUUUUGAACCAUGGACCUUUAUAUGUGGUGUUUGGACUCUUGUAAUACAGUGAGAUAAUUAUGGUCUCCUUAGUGAUAUCUCUCCGAGUGUCUUUUUCUUUUGAAGCACCAUAUUUCUUCAGUUCAGGUUGAACAUUGAUAGCAAAGUUAAAAUAAAAUGGAAACUCCUUGACGUGCGUUCAAAGCAUAUUUGUGCAAGAGGGAUGUGCUAAUAAAUGCAAAUACAGUGUUCUGCAUCAUAAUACUCCAUUUCGUUGGUUAUGACUUCAGUGUAUUGUUUGCUGCAGCUCAGCAUGCUGCAAGAAAAUUAGUUCAUUCAACUUGUGGAGAAGUUUGCCUUGCCUUUAGGUUUUUCUUUAUGAAUCAGUAAUAUCCUAGCUGCAAUCAUAUAGCAUGUUGUUAACUACUGCUUGUGCCUUCUGGUUCUGUGCUUGGGUAUGAUUGUAUAUGUCUACGUUUUGAAUUGUAUAAGCUUUUCCUGUCUGUGUAAUUUUGUGGGUAGUACAAGUACUGGCGGUUAUCUUUUUUCCCUAAGUUACCUGAUGUAGGUAUUCUUCUGAGAUAAUUUUCUGAUUUUUGUGACAGAGUGAUCCCUUGCUAGCAUGGAAAAUUAUGUACCACAUUGGUGCAUUGCUUUGUCUUGUUGCUGUGUAUGAUGCCUCUCAGAAAAGCAAAAUAGUUGUUGGUGACACGUCAGUUUUAAUCAGAUAUACCCUGCGAGUCAGGUUGUGAAGAAGAAAGCUCCUUUGGCUUCUUUGUUUGAAGCCGUCCUCGUUCCAAAUGGAAAAGCUUGCGGCACAGUCAGACGACCUUUUUUGCUUGUUGCUAAGGUAUUUUGUUUGCUGUCACGGUUUCUGUAUCUGCUAUGAUUAUGCAACUUUAUUUGACCUUGGCAUUUUUAUGUGAUUUACAAUUGUGAUUCAGGCUGAGCAGCAUCGGCUUGAUACCCUCUUGCACUGUAUCCGGUGAUCUUCAGGCCUGAACAGUUGCACCAAGUGGCUGCUGCGUGAUGUAGCAACUGUAAUUAAUCGGCUGCAUUCAGUCUCUCACCUUGAGUCUCUUCACCAUACACACUCCUCCAAAAAAGUGGUCCCACAAGGCUUUAGUAUUUUGCAGCCAUUCUUUGCACUGACUCAGUCAUGGUAGCUCAUAGAUGUGUUGGCAGUGUUAUGCACCAUAGCUAAAGAAUGCUCUUUAUUCUAGUGAGAAAUAAAUCAUAUUUGGUGGGAAUGUAUUACUUCAUUGAGUGGGUAGAUGAAAACAACAUGUGGAUGCAUGGUAAUCACAAGCCAUUCACUUCAGUAAAAGAACAGCAAAUGUUGGUUUGUAGGAGAUUUAUUUCAAUAAGUUACUGUACAGUGACAAAUAAACCUGCGUACAGCUGAA
Messenger RNA from Dermacentor albipictus, 3408 nucleotides. Its product is annotated as isovaleryl-CoA dehydrogenase, mitochondrial. Gene Ontology annotation, molecular function: 3-methylbutanoyl-CoA dehydrogenase activity; flavin adenine dinucleotide binding. The record is from RefSeq and is a predicted model, not a curated record. Gene Ontology annotation, cellular component: mitochondrion. Gene Ontology annotation, biological process: L-leucine catabolic process. Lineage: Eukaryota; Metazoa; Arthropoda; Arachnida; Ixodida; Ixodidae.